AUGCCCCCCGUCGUUAAACAGCAACGUCCUCCCCUCCCCGUAGACCAUGCAAACCCUCAAAUCAGAAACAUUGAUCUCUCCAAGCCACCCCCGGUCAAGUUCCAGGAGAUUGUGCGCGAUGAGCAGAUCACUAUUGUAGGCAGGCUCAAGAUCAACACGCCCCUGGGUCAUGCCUUCAUCCUUCGUCGCCUAGACACCGGCGCGAUAAGCCUCACUACCAUGUUCCGCGCUGCUUUCCCCACUGCCAACGAGGACGCCGAGAAGGCAGAAGCGGCCUGGGUCAAGGCCAAUUUCGACAUCGCUGGUGCGAACAAGGCUGGACGCUCUCGUUUUGCUGGAACGUGGGUCAGCCCCGAAGUCGCUGUGACUCUUGCAGCCGACUACAAUCUGUCCGCUGUCAUAUCCGCCCUCGCGAAAGCACAACCCGACCCCAAUGUCGUCUAUCGCCGAUCCUCCAAGACACAGCAGCCAACGCCGGGCGCAUCCCCUGCUGCACGACCAGUAGCCGUGUCUCCCUCGCCUCGGGAGGCUGGCCCCGCCCCUGCCAAACGCCGCAGGGAAGCCUCGCCUGCAAAGUCCGUGUCCACUGAGUCCGGCGUGACUCUAGCUGCCUUAGCCGAUUCGACGGUCAGUGCUUCUCCUACUGUCGCUGCCAAGGCCCCUGCGCCCACGCCGCCGCCCUCCGUGGCACGCGCUGUGAGGUCGCCCACGCCGCGGCGGUCGGCUCGAUUGCACGACACCGGGACAAGCUUCGUGCAGUCACCCAUCGUGCCGAAGUCUCCCAGGAGCACGCGCUCGGCGAAGAAGACCCUCACCCCGACCGGCUCUGAGGACACAGUCGUCGACGAGGAGGGUGCCAAUGUCGCGCGGUUAGCGACGGACACUAUGGAGGACGACAUCCAAGAGCAAAAAGAACUGAUCGCGCGGCUGAAGGCCGAGCGCGAGCAGCAGGAAGUCGAACAAGCUGAGAAAGCAAACGGAGACACUGAGGGCGCUGAGGGCAUAGAUGCAGACAUGCAUGACGAGAUGUCCGGCUCUGAGCUUGCCGAGGAAGCCAAGGGGCAAAAACGGCCUCGAGACGAGUCUCCGCUCAAAUUUAACUUUUCUCAGUCGCAGGAGGAGGUUGGCGAGCGGGUGAUUGCCACAAACCGACGAGUUGGGUUGCUCGGAAACAUUCCCCCAGAGCGCAAGUCCUUUGCAUUCGGCUCAAUUGCGUUUGCGGCAGGAUUUGGUUUGAUGUCGCUCCUGCCCACUAUACAAACUUAUCUGUCUUUCUGA
Fibroporia radiculosa is the source of this 1278-nucleotide messenger RNA. RefSeq lists its product as uncharacterized. Lineage: Eukaryota; Fungi; Basidiomycota; Agaricomycetes; Polyporales; Fibroporiaceae. Gene Ontology annotation, biological process: mitotic telomere tethering at nuclear periphery; meiotic attachment of telomere to nuclear envelope. The transcript is spliced from 5 exons. Gene Ontology annotation, molecular function: DNA binding. The record is from RefSeq and is a predicted model, not a curated record. Bases 1 to 1278 code for a protein of 425 amino acids. Gene Ontology annotation, cellular component: nuclear membrane complex Bqt3-Bqt4.